Engraulis encrasicolus (European anchovy) is the source of this 2197-nucleotide messenger RNA. RefSeq names its product SVOP-like (gene svopl). Gene Ontology annotation, biological process: transmembrane transport. Gene Ontology annotation, molecular function: transmembrane transporter activity. Lineage: Eukaryota; Metazoa; Chordata; Actinopteri; Clupeiformes; Engraulidae. The record is from RefSeq and is a predicted model, not a curated record. The coding region runs from base 361 to 1848 and encodes 495 amino acids. The transcript is spliced from 17 exons. Gene Ontology annotation, cellular component: membrane.
UCAGGUGUCUAGGUAGGCUAAACAUGGUCCGCGGUUCUUACACCGGCUGCGACCGUAAAAUGAAAAGCUGGAACGCCGACCGUUUUCACCGACUGCCACUGUCUAAACCAGACAUAUUACGGGAAUGGCUAAUAGCAUCAGAAGUGGACGAAACUGACAAAAAAACCUGGAGGGAUCACGACUACCGUGUGUGCAGGCAGCAGAUUUGAAGAGUUGUAUGGAGAGUACAGAAAGCAGGGGCCUAUUCUGUGACUCUGAGGACCAUUGAUAUUAAGGGGCUGGACCCCAUGACUCAAAGCCUUCACUUAGUAGCCUUCCAGUCUACACACACAUCUUUGGCUUCUCUCUCCUCUCAUCAGAAUGAGUGGUCAGCAGGAGGUGAGUGCUAUUCAGCUGCAGGAGGUGAUGCUAGAGAGCAACGGCACCCAGAAAACACAGCAGCCUGUAGAGGAAUGCAAAGAGACGGUGGGCUUCACGGUGGAGGAGGCGGUGGAGGCGAUGGGCUUCGGAAGGUUCCACAUUAUGCUGUUCAGCAUCAUGGGCAGCGCCAGUAUCAUUGAGGCUAUGGAGAUCAUGCUGUUGGCAGUGCUGUCGCCUGAGAUCCGCUGUGAAUGGAGACUGGACGACUGGCAAGUGGCUCUUGUCUCCACGAUGGUUUUCUUUGGCUUCAUGAUGUGUGGAGUCGUUUCUGGCUAUGUGGCAGACAGAUAUGGACGCUGGACUGUGGUGUUUGGGGGCUUCUUGUGGGGGGCCUACUUCUCUCUGCUGACCUCCUUCUCCCCCUCCUACGGCUGGUUCAUCUUCCUCAGGAGCAUGGUGGGCUGCGGAGUGGCGGCCAUGUCACAGGGGUUUGUGCUAAAAACCGAGUUCAUUCCAUCCAAGUACAGGGGCUUGCUCUUGCCUCUGGCUUCAAUCUUCUGGAUGGUGGGUUCCAUGUUAAUCAUCAUUAUGGGCAUGACGGUGGUGCCCACUCUGGGAUGGAGGUGGAUGAUCCGCAUAUCCAUCAUACCCAGCCUCAUACUCAUACUGCUCUUUAAGUUUAUUCCCGAGUCAGCUCGGUUCCAAGUGUCCGUGGGGAACACCAGGGGUGCCAUGGAGACGCUGCAGUGGAUCGCACGCCUCAACAACACACACCUGCCCCCGGGAGAGCUCAGGGAACCACUAGUGAAAGACAGGGGGCAGUGUUCCAUCCUGGUCAGCUCCACCUUCAGGAGAACAUCGGUACUGCUGUGGUACACAUGGUUUGUGGCUUCGUUUGCCUACUACGGCUCAGUGUUGGGCAGUUCGGAGUUGCUGGAGAAGAAUCUGCUGUGUGUGACGGACGCCGACCCGCAUGCGCAUGUCAGACACGACCAGGAGGGGGCGCCCUGCUACUGCGUCCCCUUCACACACCAGGACUACAGCACACUGCUCAUCAGCUGCCUGGGGGAGGUGGCCUUGAUUCCCCUGAACAUCGGUCUCCUGAGUGUGUUGGGCAGGAAGCAGAGCAUGGUGGUGGUGCAGGUGCUCUCCGCUGCCUUCUUCAUGCUCAUCAACAUCUGCACUACCAUGUUUGGUUUCACUAUCCUGAUGUUCCUGUUGAGGUCUGUGGUGGCCAUGAACUUCAACAUUGUCUACAUCUACACAGCAGAGGUGUACCCCACGGCAGUGCGCUCCAUAGGGCUGGGGGUCUGCACAUCCUUCAGUCGUAUUGGAGGCAUGAUAGCACCCUUCAUCGCACAGGUAUUGAUGUCUGAGUCAGUCUUGCUGGCCCUGUUGCCUUUCACUGUGACGUGUCUGCUCUGCGCCGUGGGGACCCUGUUGAUGCCCAUAGAGACCAGAGGAAGAGCACUACUGCAAAACUCCUGACAGAAGCGGAAAUGGAUAGUUUGUAUAGACAAUAUUUAUAGUGAUUUCUUUACAUUUAUUUACAUUGUUACAUUUGUAAAAUAAAAUCUUGUAUACAUCAUCACUGGUUCCCUUCUUAUUUUAGUCCAAGGACCCAGUGACUUUUAUGACACUCAAACCACAUCAUAGUCACAAGGUGCACAAGAAUGCUGCUGCAGACAGCUGCAAGUUCAACACAGUGAACUGUCCAAAAUAUGAAUAAAUUAGGCAACAAUAUUUUCUAAUCUUUGCAAAAGAAGUAUUUAUUACCAGUAAUUUUCUGUUUCUGUCUUGACACUGUAUUUUCAUUUGACCUGUAAGCUUUGGCAAC